AUGAAGAAAAAUUCGAGCUGUGGCGGAGAGCUCAAGUCUCUAGUAGACCGGGUAUGGCUUACUGUGAACGAGUACCGAGAAGAGAAUCCUGCCAUCACAGAUGAUGAAGUUCGGCUAAAGAUUACCGACUCCGACCUCGUACUACACGAUAUAGCUGUAGUGACGAACAACUGUAUGCACCAGAUGAUAGCCGAGUCCAAUCAAGCAACCGCUUACAAGACGCGUGAGGUUUUGCGCAAGACCUUUGGAGUUAUUAUGAACGACCUUAUAAAGAAAAAGCGUACAGAGUGGUCGAUCUUGCCUUCACCGCUGCCGCUGUAA
This is a messenger RNA of Phytophthora infestans T30-4, 321 nucleotides long. RefSeq lists its product as uncharacterized. Bases 1 to 321 code for a protein of 106 amino acids. Lineage: Eukaryota; Oomycota; Peronosporomycetes; Peronosporales; Peronosporaceae. The transcript has 2 exons. The record is from RefSeq and is a predicted model, not a curated record.